CAUCAGUUAACCUUUAUGACAUAUUUUCUCAUUUUGUCACUUUAACAGCCAAGAAUAUUUGUUAGUAAAAACAUUAGUUACAAUGCAAAUUGAAAUGAAAAUAUUGACAUUUCAGAAAUGUCACCUAUUAAGUAUUUUAAACGAAAAUAUUACCUAUUUUCUUGAAACUAAUUAAACAUACCAUAGUUUAUAAAAAUCGGGCUGGGCCGUUGUGUCCUAAGGUAUUUUUUAAAAUAUAUUUGAUUGUUUUUACACACAGAUUCUGACAGUGACUUCAAAGUAGCAAAAGAGUUAUAUCUUUAUCAUCUUAGAAAAUUAUUCAUUGGCCCAUAUCGUUGAUCAAUGCAGAGAUUGCAUCAAUCAAUGCAACAAUGAAACUAUUGCUCCAUUAUACAUGGAUAAUGCUACAAAUAUUGCUCCAUGUUUUUCACACUUCUCUUGUGUGUCUUAGACUUUCUGUUACGAAUAACAUUUGCACAUGCUGCAGGUAGACUGUUAAAUAGGCAGGCAAAAAAAACAUCAAAUAUGUGACCAACAAGUAUUGCAUUAUUAAUAGUUAUUACUAGAUAAUAAUAAUAACAAUUUAGCACACAUUGAUCUUGUGAUGACAGUAUCUAUCAAUCAGACUGUAUUGUACAGAGCAAUGUUCAUAGUUUAUAUUUGCAGGCAAGCCUAAAUAGCAUUAUUUAAAAUCAAUUUGUAUUUACUUGACCUUAACUCAAUAAAAAAAUUAGGUGGCCUAAAAAAGGGGGAAAAAAAUAGUAAUUAUGUUGUACUUGUUGAUUAUUUACUGUUAAAUGCAAAGUUUAUUUGAAAAUGACUACACUUAAAAAAAAGUUAAGUUUAAAAGAUUUAAAUUUCAAGUUUAGUACUUUCAAUUUCCUGACAGUACAUGACUCGGGACUUGAAUGUCUUGACUUGGGACUUGUCUUAAGUUGAACGGAUUUACUCAUAUUUGUGACUUGCAAAACACUGACCUUAGUCCCAUCUCUGAAAAUUUUAGUACAAUUUUAACAUUGUUGAAAAACAUAGUUUGUAAUUUACAAAGCAAGAUAAUGGGAUGAGGGGAAUUGAAUUGUCUCCCAAAUAUGACACAAAUCAUUCAUUGUUUCUCUCUUGUAGCCCAUUGUGUCAUGAACUGGAUGCACCUCUAGUUAUAUGCAUUAGUGACUGAGAACUGACCUAGUAGUGCUGAGUGCUGUACCUGGCUUCAGGCCAGUCGCGUGUCUGAAAAAUUCCCAGUACCAUGUGCGAGCUGAUGCACAUGGCCGCUGGAUUGUGGUGUCAGGACUUUCCUUAAAGGUGUUUUCAUUCUCUCAGAUUUUAUUCUGGCGUUCAGCUUUUGUCAGGAAAUGCCUGUUUAGUACUUUUCUUACCUUCCUGUCUUCACACUCUUCCUCAGCACUGUUGCAUAAUGGCCCAACUUUGACCUUGUUUAAGUGCUGGUGUUGAUUUGAAAUCAAUUUUAACAUUUGGGAACUGGUUUAUCUGCGUGUUUUGGCAAUCUGUAAAUAAAUCGGCACAUAGAAGCCGAUGCAAGGACUCAAAAAAAGGAAGCACUCAUUCUGCAAAUCUACAACAUGGGAGAUAUCCAGUACUUUGGGGGUUAAGUUGAGAAAGUUAAUGUAAUAACUGCUAGCACCAUCUGCUGGCCUACUUCCUCACAAAGAGAGAGAGAAAGAGAGAGAGGGGGUGAGUGAGCGAGAGAAAAACGAGUCUGGGUUUUAACGACAUCUCUAAUAUUCAUGCUGAUGCAUUUUGCUUCUUUGUGCUUUCAUUUUCCACUGCUGCGGCUGCCUGAGUCGCAAGCUCGCCACACACCCCAGCCAGGCGGAUAGAAGGGCAACAAGCUAGGACCAGGAAAGGGAUAAGUAUAGGGAGGGGAAAGAGAAGGGAAAACCAACCAAACCAAACAACCGAGAAAGGUCAAACAAAGCCUUUUCUGUAAGCAACAAGAGGAGAAACCUACCUUUAUCUGUCUGCUGAAGAAGACGAGGAGAGACGUAAUAAGGGAGACGACAGAGCAGAAACGGCGUAAAGAAGGAGAAUUAAGAGGACCAGAGAGGCACCGAGAGCACACUCACGAGAGGCAGGAGGAAAAGGGGACUCAAUGUGGGGGGGAGGAGAGAGGAGGCAGGGUAAGGCAACUCUGACACACACGCGCAGAGAGAGAGAGUAAGGCUGAAGCCGGACGACGGCGAAGCAGCACGCAGCAGCAGAAUGAGAGCUUCCUGGACUGCCACGCACCUCCUCUACCGCCAACAGCGCUGCUCCCUCAUCACCCUGUGAAGAAACGAAAGAGGGAGGAAGAGAGAGAGAGCUCCCCAUGCGCUCCUCUUGAGCCCUGCCCGCUGGGGGAGGAGGCGACGGAACGGUUCCAGCACCGCUCUCACUCUCGCCCGAGGAGACAAGCUGACCGGGAAAGGAGGAGGAGGAGGGAGGAGGGGAGGAAAACCAGGAACAAGCAAGUGAGGGAAGGGAGGGGAGGGGGGACACCAGCUCAAGGAAGAGUGACAGAAACCGGACUGUGGAAAAAAAAAAAAAGAGAGGAGUGUUUGGAAGAGAAGGAGUGAGUGAGCAACAGAGAGAGCAGGAACACGGUGAAAGGGCAAGGCUUUUGUUAGCCGGUUGGAGAGGGGGAGCAAAGAGGAAGAAAAAAAAACUCACCAUGUCUACAGUGAAGAGGCCAAGAGGAAGGCCUCGAAAAAACCCCAAUGGUCCCAGUAGCCAGGUGCGGGUCCUCAGUCCCCCUGUGAAGAGCAGCUCUUCCUCCUCCUCUUCCUCUUCUUCUUCGUCUUCAUCCUCAUCCAGCUCCUCAUCGGAGAAGAGGGUGCCACGGAGGACACACCAUCAGAUGGAGUCAAAUCUGCAUGAGAAGCAAGAGAAGGCCAAUAGGAUAAUAUCAGAAGCUAUCGCCAAGGCCCGACAGCGAGGAGAGAAGAACAUCCCACGAGUUAUGAGCCCGGAGAGCUUCCCCAGCUCUUCUUCUCAGUACAAGAGCCACCGUGAGCGCGAGCACAAGGGAAACGGGAAGGCCCGGACCAAAGAGAAAUCCUCCAGGAAGGCUUGCAUUGUACCCUCCUCAAAGUCCAAGCAAAAGACCAAGAUCGGGAAAAUUGUCAUCAAGAUUGGAAAGAGGAAAAAGCGAAAGCCAGAUUCGUCAGAGGAGGAGUCGGAUGAUGAUCCCCCGCCUCGUCACUCUUCUAAGGAUGAUGAUUCUAAGAGGCGGUCGAACCGUCAGGUGAAGAGAAAGAAGUAUGCUGAAGAGCUGGAGGCCAGAUUGUCAGAUGAGGAUGUCAAAGUUAUUGUGAAAGCCAAGAAAAGCAACACUGCUGCAUCCAAGGACCCUUCUGUUCAGCUGUUUGUUGAGAAUCCGACAGAGGAGGAUGCUGCUAUUGUUGACAAAAUCAUGUCUUCUCGUAUCAUGAAGAAAGAGGUAUCUCCAGGGGUAAUGGUAGAAGUGGAAGAGUUUUUUGUAAAAUACAAAAACUAUUCCUACCUCCACUGUGAAUGGGCCACUGAGCAGCAGCUAGAAAAGGACAAGAGGAUUCAGCAGAAGAUCAAACGCUUCAAGAUGAAACAAGCACAGAGGGCGCUCUUCUUCACAGAUAUGGAUGAGGAACCUUUCAACCCAGACUAUGUGGAAGUCGACAGAGUGCUCGAAGUGUCGUACUGCGAGGACAAAGACACAGGAGAGGAAGUGGUGUACUACCUGGUGAAGUGGUGUUCUCUGCCUUAUGAGGACAGCACAUGGGAGCUGAAGGACGACGUCGAUCAGAGCAAAAUUGAAGAGUUUGAGCGGCUGCAGGCAGUCAAGCCAGACUCGCGCAGAGUGGAGCGGCCUCCAGCCAACCUUUGGAAGAAGAGGGAGCAGUCGAGGGAGUACAGAAAUGGCAACACUCUCAGGGAUUACCAGCUGGAGGGAGUCAACUGGCUUCUUUUCAACUGGUACAACAGGCGCAACUGCAUCUUGGCUGACGAGAUGGGCCUGGGAAAGACCAUCCAGUCAAUCACAUUCCUGGAAGAGAUCCAUCGUAUCGGCAUCAAAGGGCCCUUUCUCAUCAUCGCCCCCCUCUCUACUAUUGCAAACUGGGAGCGAGAGUUUCAUACUUGGACUCACCUUAAUGUCAUCGUUUACCACGGCAGCAUGAUCAGCAGGCAGAUGCUGCAGCAGUAUGAGAUGUAUUUCAGAGAUGCACAGGGUCGCGUGAUUCGAGGUGCCUACAAGUUCCAAGCUGUGAUCACCACGUUUGAGAUGAUCCUGGGCGGCUGUCCCGAGCUCAAUGCCAUCGAGUGGCGCUGUGUGAUCAUCGACGAGGCCCAUCGUCUUAAGAACAAGAACUGCAAGCUGCUCGAGGGCUUCAAACUCAUGAACCUGGAGCACAAAGUCCUUCUGACGGGUACGCCUCUGCAAAACACAGUGGAGGAGCUUUUUAGUCUCCUCCACUUCCUGGAGCCGGCACGCUUCCCCUCUGAGAACAACUUCAUGCAGGAGUUUGGUGACCUCAAGACAGAGGAGCAGGUGCAAAAGCUUCAGGGCAUCCUGAAGCCCAUGAUGCUGCGUCGUUUGAAAGAAGACGUGGAGAAGAAGCUGGCUCCCAAAGAGGAAACCAUCAUUGAGGUGGAGCUCACCAACAUCCAGAAAAAAUACUAUCGCGCCAUCCUGGAGAAGAAUUUCUCCUUCCUGGCUAAAGGAGCUGGCCAGUCAAAUAUGCCCAACCUGGUCAACACCAUGAUGGAAUUAAGAAAGUGUUGUAACCACCCCUACCUCAUAAAAGGGGCGGAAGAGAAGAUCCUAGAGGAUUUCAGGGAAGUACACAAUUCCACUGCCGCUGACUUUCACCUGCAGGCGAUGGUGCAGUCUGCUGGAAAGUUGGUCCUCAUUGACAAACUGCUGCCCAAGAUGAAAGCAGGAGGACAUAAGGUGCUCAUCUUCUCCCAAAUGGUGCGCUGUCUGGAUAUCUUGGAAGACUACCUCAUUCAGAAAAGGUACUUGUAUGAGCGCAUCGAUGGACGUGUUCGUGGAAACCUGCGACAGGCUGCCAUUGACCGCUUCAGUAAGCCCGACUCGGACCGCUUUGUUUUCCUUCUGUGUACGAGAGCUGGAGGCCUGGGCAUCAACCUCACCGCAGCAGACACCUGCAUCAUCUUUGACUCUGACUGGAACCCUCAAAACGACCUGCAGGCUCAGGCUCGCUGUCAUCGAAUCGGUCAGAACAAGGCGGUGAAGGUGUACCGACUUAUCACCAGGAACUCGUACGAGCGAGAAAUGUUUGACCGCGCCAGCCUGAAGCUGGGACUGGACAAAGCAGUGCUGCAGAGCAUGAGUGGCCGUGACAACAGUCUUGGAGGAGGAACGGGAGGAGGGGCUGCACAGCAGCAGUUGUCCAAGAAAGAGAUUGAAGAUCUGUUGCGACGUGGCGCCUAUGGAGCCAUCAUGGAUGAGGAAGAUGAAGGGGCCAAAUUCUGUGAGGAGGACAUUGACCAGAUCCUUCAGCGUAGGACAAAGACCAUCACAAUUGAGUCUGAGGGACGAGGAUCCACUUUUGCCAAGGCCAGCUUUGUAGCAUCUGGAAACCGCACAGACAUCUCUCUGGAUGACCCUAAUUUCUGGGACAAGUGGGCCAAGAAAGCUGACAUUGAUAUGGAUAUGGUCAAUGGCAGAAACAGCUUAGUGAUCGACACUCCUCGUGUAAGAAAGCAGACGAGACCUUUCAGUGCCACCAAAGAUGAGUUGGCAGAGCUGUCAGAGGGUGAAAGUGACAGCGAUGAGACCAAGCCGAAGCUCAGAAGAAACGAUCGCCUCAACAGUUACGGCCGCACAGAGUGCUUCAGAGUGGAGAAGAAUUUGCUUGUAUAUGGAUGGGGUCGAUGGAAAGACAUCCUCAACCACGGUCGCUUUAAAAAGCAGCUGACUGAAUGGGACGUGGAGUCCAUCUGCAGAGCCCUUCUAGCUUACUGCCUAGUCCAUUAUCGAGGCGAUGACAAAAUAAAGAGCUUCAUGUGGGACCUCAUAGCGCCGACUGAAGACGGGCGUACCAAGGAGCUGCAGAAUCACCUCGGCCUGUCUGCCCCGGUACCUAGAGGCAGAAAAGGCAAAAAGAUGAAGACUCAAACUAGUUCUUUUGACAUCCACAAAGCCGAGUGGCUUCGGAAACACAAUCCUGAGCACAUGCUGCAGGACGACGGCUACAAGAAACAUCUGAAACAUCAUUGCAACAAGGUGCUGCUCCGGGUCAGAAUGCUCUACUACCUGAAACAAGAGGUGAUAGGAAGUCAAGCCCAGAAGGUGCUAGACGGCGGGGACUCCAGUGAGGUAAAGAUCUGGGUUCCGGAUCCGGACCACUCAGAGCUGCCAGCCCUUUGGUGGGAUGCAGUCGCUGAUAAAUGUCUGCUGCUGGGUGUCUUUAAGCAUGGGUAUGAGAAGUACAACACUAUUCGCGCAGACCCAACUCUGUGUUUCUUAGACCGUGUCGGGCGACCGGAUGAGAAGGCCAUCGCUGCAGAGCAGAGAGGCAAUGACUUUAUGGAUGGGGAUGUGGAUGAUCCAGAGUACAAGCCUGCACCAGCUCUUCUGAAAGACGACAUGGAGGAUGACGCCUCUUCCCCUGGAGAUUUGGUUGUCUCUGAUAAUGCUGGAGACGCACCUCCAGUGACGGAAGGCCAGACAUCCUACUGGCCCUCCCCCUCAGUGUUGACAGCCAGACUGAGGCGACUGAUCACGGCGUCUCAGCGCUACACCAAGAGCCGGCAGAUCCUGCACAUCCACCAGACUCAGUCCCAGUCUCAACCCCAGCAGGCCAUGAUGCUCUCUGCCCCCAUCUGCCCGCUGCCCCCCGCACUCAAAGACACACUCAACCCCAAGAUGGCUGCAAAGAUUGAACGCCAACAGAGGUGGACAAGGAGAGAAGAGGCCGAUUUUUAUCGGGUUGUGUCCACUUUUGGUGUCGUUUUUGACCCGAACCUCGGGCGAUUUGACUGGACCAAGUUCAGGGCCAUGGCCCGGCUGCAUAAGAAAACAGAUGAGAGCCUGCAGAAAUACCUCUGCGCCUUCACUGCUAUGUGUAGACGAGUGUGUCGCCUGCCACCCAAAGAUGGAGAUUCUGCAGUGGAUCCAUCCCUGACCAUCCAGCCAAUCACAGAAGAGCGAGCCUCUCGUACCCUGUACAGAGUAGAGCUGCUUCGCCAGGUCAGGGAACAAGUCCUCAGACAUCCACUGCUGUUUGAACGUCUGUCCCUGUGCCAGAUGAGCUCUGACUUACCCGUGUGGUGGGAGGCCGGAACUCACGACCGCGACCUGCUGAUCGGCGCCGCAAAGCACGGCGUCAGUCGGACGGAUUACCACAUUCUUAGAGACCCCGAUCUGUGCUUCAUGGCAGCCCAACGCAACUACAGCCAGGUGAAAGCCGCACAGCAGCAGCAGCAACGCACAACAACCCCGCUCCUGCUCCCUCAGUACCAGGCUGCCGGACCGUUACCGACGGGCUCCCCACUGCCCCCGCCCACCCAGAGAGACCCGGACCCCUGUGGGAUUGUGCCUAAAGUGGAAGCAGCUUCAGAAGAAGAGGAGAUUAAAGAAAGACAGGGGGAGAGCUGGAGCCCCCAGCAGCCUCCAGCGACUCCGACAGGUCUGGAGGAGAAGCCCGUUUCCGUGGUGAAGGACAGCGAGAGGCAGAUGGUGGCGGCGCGCACCAAGCCGCUCACACCCAACUCCACAGAAAGGAAACCCAAGAAGGCGAGCAAAAGGGGCCGCAGGGAGGCCCGGCGAGGCUCUGAGUCAGACUCGGACGGUUCGUCCUCAAGCUCUUCGUCACGAUCUUCUUCAUCCUCAUCCUCAUCUUCUUCCUCCUCCUCACAUUCCGGGUCCAGCUCUUCGUCCUCCUCCUCGUCUUGCUCCUCUGGCUCUUCGUCGUCAUCGUCGUCCUCAUCCUCCUCUUCUGAUGACAGUGAAAGUGAGGGAGAGGAAGCAAAGAAGAAAGUGCCUGUAACAACAAGUGUUAAGGGUUUUGAUGAGGACAGCGUGGCCUCCCUCAGCACCACACAGGACGAAAUGCAAGACUCACAUGUGUCUGAGAAUGGAGUCACGAACAACUCCGCCCAUCCUUUCCAGGGUGGAGGCUACAUGUUGGCUGCGUCGUACUGGCCCAAGGACCGUGUGAUAAUCAACCGUCUGGACAGCAUCUGCCAGGCCGUGCUCAAGGGCAAGUGGCCUGGCCAUCGUCGGGUCUACGAGCCCGGCAGCACGGUCGCCUCCUUCUACACCACUAAACUGCUGGACAACGCCAACAGCCUGUGCGAGGACCCCUCUGCCUCUCCACAGGGGUCAAAGGUGACCAAGCAUGUUGCAGAAAACAAGGAGUUCUCAGUAAAGCUCAAUGAUCAGGAAGGAGGUCUGAAGCUGACCUUCCAGAAGCAGGGGUUGCCUAUAAAGAGACCCCUAGAGUCUGAGGAGGGCCCCCAGGCCCAGCAACAGUAUCUGGCCCGGCUUCAUGAGCUGCAGAGCGCUUCGGACACAGGCCUGGCAGACAUAACCAAGCCUCAAAGCUCUUUCCAGACUGUUACUCCAGGUGUUAGUGGUCAGAUAAGGUUGAACGGAGUAAUGGACGGCCAGCCAGUGGUUAAGAAGCGACGGGGGAGAAGGAAGAAUGUAGAAGGAAUGGAGCUGCUCUUCAUGAACAAGAAUAAAUUAUCUGCUACUCCUGACCCGGUGGCUCCAGGAUGGGGUGGAAUUGGCCAGGUGGGCAUCACAGGAGCUGCUGCACAAAUGAACUCCAGUCAGAUCCCUGCAGACACAGACACCAGAAUCCCCGUCAUCAACCUGAAGGACGGCACCCGACUGGCAGGCGAUGACGCUCCCAUGAGGAAAGACCUAGACCAGUGGCUUAGGGAACACCCAGGCUUUGUCGCAGAUACAGGAGCUUUUAUCCCAGGAGUCAAUAAGAUGCAGAUGCAGUUCCACUUCCAAGAUGGCCGACCCAAGCAGAAGCGGCACCGCUGCAGGAACCCUAACAAGAUCGACGUCAACAGUCUAACGGGCGAGGAAAGAGUCCAGAUUAUAAACAGGAGAAAUGCUCGCAAGGUCGGUGGAGCUUUUGCUCCUCCUCUUAAGGAUCUGUGCCGGUUCCUUCAGGAAAAUCCAGAGUAUGGGGUCCCACCUGAAUGGGCUGAUGUGGUUAAACAGUCGGGUUAUCUCCCUGAGAGCAUGUUUGACCGGAUCCUGACUGGACCCAUCGUUCCCGAGGAGGUGAGCCGACGAGGACGCCGACCGAAGAAUCCCCUGGCCAAGGCAGCGGUGGCUGCGGCGGCUGCGGCAGCACCCAGCUCUGCACCCUCCGCCCUGGGUUUAAAUUCCCUGCUGGCUAACGGACUCCUCUCUGGCAUGGACCUCAGCAGUCUGCAGGCCUUCCAGCAAAACCUCCAAAGUUUACAGUCCCUGCAGCUCACUGCAGGCCUCAUGGGACUGCCACCAGAUGCCAGCAACCUGGCUGCGAGCAAUCUCGCCGCCAUGUUUCCCAUGAUGCUUUCUGGAAUGGCCGGAUUGCCAAACCUGCUCGGCAUGAGCAGCAUGCUUGGAAAGCCUACUCAGGAAGCUGCGGGAGUUUCCGAAGAGAAGACGAAGGGAACCGACAGCAGCGGAACAUGCGAGCCGUCUAAUGCCCCCUCUAACACUUUGGAAACCAAAGGAGAAAGGACAGAGGACGUAAACACGACUCCUUCCUCCACUUCCAGUUCUGCUUCCUCUGCCACUGUCACACCAAGUGCUUCAGCUGCCUCUGCAGCCACCAGUCACCCACUCUCUCUUAACCCCUUGUUACUCUCCAGUAUGCUUUACCCAGGGAUGCUCCUCACUCCAGGCCUUAACCUUCCUGUGUCUGCCACACAGCUGCAGAGCUCAAACAGUGACCCUUCAACCCUUCCAUCUGCUGCUGCUGCUCCUCUUCCGUCUGCUCCCACAGCCUCCCAGUCCUCCCUGACUGAAAUGGAGCAGCCGUCAGGAAAGGAGGAAGAAGAGGAGGAAGAGGCGCCUGAGGAGGGUUUGGACGACGAGGAAGAGGAUGACGAGGAAUCUGCAGAACCGAGAGAAAACAGCGGCCCUGAAGGUUCAGCAAAAGCCGAGUCAUCUUCGUCGGAGUCCGGGAGCUCUUCCUCAUCCUCUGGUGAUUCGGACUCCAGUGACGAGGACUGAACCUACGAACAGAAAAUGAAAAAUUUAUUUAUGUAUUGCCUAGAAAUGUAGACAUUUAUUCACAUAUAUAUGGAUUUUCCAGCACUUAUGUUGCGAUUUCUUUACGUGUAAAUACAAGAACUAACUACGUUGUGUAAAAAAGACUGUAAAAACCUUUAAAAAAAAAACUGACUUAAAGGAGCCAGAAAAAAUGUCCAUGUCUAUUCACAAGGUACAGUCUUGUAUUGAGACAUUUUGCAUGUCAGACUUUGGUAGACUUUCUGAACUCUGUGAACCUGUACCACCUGAUUAUGUACAAUUGCAACAGAAGAAAAGGCAUUAUUGUAAUUAUGUCAGGAUUAAUUUUAUUAAAAAACAAAAAAGAUGAAACUACAUCAACUUGCUCGUUGAGCAGUACUAUUAAUAUAUUUUGAUUGUUUGGGGAGGAGGGGGGGGUUGACACUUUUCAAACACUUUGGUUUCACUUGUAAAAUAGCCAGUACAUUUGCAGGUUUGUUGACACUUUGGCUUUGCAGAUGGAUGUUGGAUAAUGUCAGCAAUAACCUGGGCAGCUAAUGAAUGUCACUGAAGCUGUAGAUUCUCUCAUCUGCCAUGUUUCCACCCCCAGUUCACUACUCAUUCAUCCUAUCCCUUCCCUUCUUUUUUCUUAUUCAGGAUUACAUAUUGAGUGGGAAAUGUAGAAUGUUCACAAUCAGAAAUAAUUUGAUAGUAGAACAUUUAUUUGCCUACUCCCUAGGAAUGACACAUUCUAGUUUGUAGUCCCUCAAAUAUUCACUUGUGUAAUUGUUAGUUGACAUGAUCAACUAAUGACAGAAAUUCAGUUUCUACUGUGUGCCAAAAACUGCCCUUUUACCCUCAGAUGUCCUGAAAGUGUUGUGGAUAUUAUUCCUUAGAUCCCAUUGUAUUUGACUGCGUCUUUACCUCAGCUUUGCUAAAAGAGUUGACUUCACUGUGCAGAUGUACAUAUGCAUGUCUGUCAGUUUCUCCUGGACCGUGUGUGAAUGUGUGUCAGAAGCCAAGUUUCCCCAGCUCCUCUGUGACUACGUGAUGCUGUUUCUCCCUCCACGGCCCGGUAACUCCUGCUUCCAGAACUUUUCCAGUCUGAAUGUUUUUGUGUUUAUGGAGCUUCACUGGUUUUGACUUGUGAACACCGCAUUACAAGUGUUCUUUUAUCUUCAAACAUGCCUCUUCAGGACUCUGAAGGAAGUUUAAUGUGUUGCAUGACAGCCUGUGGUGUUAAAAAUACAAGUGCCACAAGCACAACACGGAUCAAUCCUGUUUAAGACUGUAUUGAUUGUUCAUUAUAGCUGAGUAUUAAAGUUAGCGUUGGGUGGGUUUGCUUCAGGAAGGGCUUGAUCAUUUCAAUUUGCGUUGCUGGGAGUCUGCAGCUUUGUCUCAUUUUAUCAUUCACAAAUCUGUUUUGCUGACAAACUGAGCUUCAGCUAGAUGUAGAAGUGCCCUUAUCCUGCACCUCAUCCUCCCAUAGAGCCACUCACUCACCAUGCUUGUGUGUUUCCUUCAGCUUUCCCCUCGCACAUUCAUUUUAGAGCUGUAACCAGGUUACAAAUAAACACUGGACUACACUCGAGCCGAAGUACCUUUUUGUAAUCUCUGGCACAACAGUGCUUGCUCUAGGACUGCUGUUACACCGUUGACUGUUAGAUAUUUCCAAGGAGAAGGGCCCCCUGGAUAAACUGUUGAAUUCUUAAGUAUCUGUAGCACCUCUCUUUCUCUCUCCAGUGGGCUUUAUGAUAAUAAUAAUAAAAAAAAAAUUGCGAGGUCUGAACACAAAGACUGAAGACACGUCUGUUUUCUAAUGUUGCUUUAAAGUGGUUUUCUUGUAUGCCUGCUCUAUAUAGACCUCAUCAUGGUUUGCUUUCAAUGCAACUUGCAUUUUUUAAUGAUUACUAACAGUAUGGUAUUUUUCUAUGUCUGAGCAAAACAUACCACUGUCAUUUUGUAUAUCUACACCUCUGCUCUGUUUUAACUGGUAGUGCCCUUAUGCAAACACCCAGCCACUGCUCCGUCUGCUGUAAGCCACUGAUCGAAUGAUUAUUUGUCGCCCCUCAGCGACGCCUCAGUGAAUUGAUUUGUGUGCUAGGGCUUGAAACAACAGAAGUGGGAACGUAAAAGGACUCAAAUCGGAAAUGUUUGAGUUCAUAAUGUGGCUUGACGCAAGUAAACAGAGACCAAUAUGCAAGGGGAGUGACAAAACACUACUGCUGUAAAAGGAGGACACAAUGAGCAAACGUGGGUUUUGUAUUUUUGGUUCAAGCUUGAUAAGACCAUAAAAUGUCACCUUGGUCAGUUUGUCUUUAUUUUUCUCAUUGGAAAGUUGUAAUUCUUGCAAGAUGUGGUCUGUGUAGUCAAAAUAAUUAUUGUAGUGCAGGAAAAUGCGUCUUAAAGUAAUUUGUAAUUUAUUGGAUUACUUUCUAUGAAGUUCUAUAGAGGAAAUUGAGGUUUAAUUAUUUUUAUUAAACAUAUUCUUCUGACUAUUCA
Molecule: messenger RNA, 12685 nt
Organism: Gambusia affinis (western mosquitofish)
Lineage: Eukaryota; Metazoa; Chordata; Actinopteri; Cyprinodontiformes; Poeciliidae
Gene: chd9
Product: chromodomain helicase DNA binding protein 9
Exons: 38
Coding region: 2669-10186 (2505 amino acids)
Molecular function (GO): ATP binding; ATP-dependent chromatin remodeler activity; protein binding
Source: RefSeq, a predicted model, not a curated record